AUGUCUCCUAUCUUCAUCUGCCAGCGCUGCAGCCAGCCGCUGAAACUGAGAGAGCCCCUGGAGACGCUGGCCUCAACACAGGGGGAGCAAGGAGAGAGCCAGGAGGCCGGCACCUCCUCCGAAAAGAUGAGAGGGAGUGAAAAACUACAGGUGGGUGCCUCCAGAGGAGCCCUUCCCCAAGACAGCAACACCUUGGAGGACAGCGGCUGCUUCACCUUGCUUGGGGACGUUUGCUCCGUGGGAACCUUGAGUAGCCUCCAAGAGGCCACCGCGCAGAUUUUUGACAUCCUCUCCGGGCAGAAAGAUGUGGAGCAUCCACUGUGUGAGGAGUGUACCGACAACCUCCUGGAGCAGCUGGACUCCCAGCUCACCCUCGUCGAACUUGACACUCAAAACUACAAACGCUGCCUGGAGUCCGGGGAGCUGCAGGUGGAGCCUGAGACCGAGUCGCUGCAGGCGGAGCUGCGGGCCCUGGAACUGGAGGAGGCCCGGCUGGCCCGAGAGCUGGAGGACUUGGACAAGGGCUGUGCAAGGGUAGCAGCGGCUCUCCAGGAGGCCGAGGCGGAGACACAGGAGCUGGAGCAGCGGGAGAGGCAGUCCCACAGGGAGUACAGUGCGCUGAAGUGGCAGCAGCUGGAGCUGUGUGACCAGCUGGGGAGCGUGGAGAAUCAGCUGCGGUACGCCCAGGCGCAGCUGCACUGGCUGAAUAAAACCAGCGUCUUCCAAGUCACGUUUGAAAUCCGGGAGGAGGGCUCCGUGGGCAUCAUCAACAACCUCCGCUUGGGCUGCCUCCCCAGCAGCCCUGUGGACUGGAACGAGAUCAACGCUGCCUGGGGACAGGUGGCCUUGUUGCUGCUCGCCCUGUCCAACACAAUUGGCCUGGAGUUCCAGAGGUACCAGCUCAUCCCUUGCGCAGACCACUCCUAUCUGAAGCCUUUGACAGGUAAUUCGACUCUGCUGCCCUUGUUCUCUGAUGGGAGCCAGAAUGUUUUCCUGAGCAACAAGUUCGACCGCGCCAUGAUUGCCUUCCUGGACUGCUUGCAGCAGUUCAAGGAAAAGGCGGAGAAAGGGAAGCAGGGCCUCCGGCUGCCCUACAGGAUCCGAGUAGAGGGAGGCCUGCUGGAGGACUCCGCAGGCCGUGGGGAAUGCUGUGCCCUCAGGAGCCAUCUGAACACCAGGGAGCAGUGGACACGGGCGCUCAAAUUCAUGCUUGUCAACUUGAGUAGCCUUGCUUGGGCCUCCUUAAGAUAUCGUAAAAGUUAA
Molecule: messenger RNA, 1263 nt
Organism: Lepus europaeus (European hare)
Lineage: Eukaryota; Metazoa; Chordata; Mammalia; Lagomorpha; Leporidae
Gene: BECN2
Product: beclin 2
Exons: 1
Coding region: 1-1263 (420 amino acids)
Biological process (GO): autophagosome assembly; autophagy; late endosome to vacuole transport
Cellular component (GO): phosphatidylinositol 3-kinase complex, class III, type I; phosphatidylinositol 3-kinase complex, class III, type II; phagophore assembly site
Source: RefSeq, a predicted model, not a curated record